This is a messenger RNA of Seminavis robusta, 1755 nucleotides long. The record is from the annotation of a GenBank genome assembly. NCBI's taxonomy places the organism in Eukaryota, Bacillariophyta, Bacillariophyceae, Naviculales, Naviculaceae.
AAGAAGGGACCACGACACAAAGGAUCCGACACAGAGAAGAAGAUCCAAGACCAAACCGCCGUGCAUGGCAAGAGCUUUGGAAUGGCAGUUGGUUGUCGUCCCCACAAAAGCCAGAGGAGGAGUAGAAUCACCCGACGAUGUCCUGUCUUGUUUGUUGGGAGGAGAAACCGGACGCCUCCUUGGUGGCGCUCUCCACCCAGUGUUCCCAUGAGUGCUGCCGAGAAUGUGCCGUCCGAUGGAUCAAUAAGGCGGAAAGAGCCGCCUGUGAAACGUCUGUGCCCGUGUGUCCCUUUUGCCAGCAAUCCAUGAACGAGACUCAAGUGUUGGCCGUGUUGGGGCGACCAUUCCGUCCCAUCCAACCGACAGCUCACGACGACGAGUGGUUGGCGGAACACACCCAGUCAUGUCCGCACUGUGGAGUCGCCAUUCAAAAAGUGGAAGGAAGUUGCGAUUUGAUGGAAUGUUUGUGUGGGAUGCGCUUUUGCUAUGCCUGCGGUAAUCCUCAAGCUCAGUGCCCAUGCUCCACAACAGAAGCCACGCGGCAUCAUUAUUAUUGGGACAAUUGUUUUGACCGCCAAGCCAGCAGGAUGGCUCCUCCUGUCGCAUCCAAGAAGGCUGGCCAUGAUGAUGUAGACUUGCAAGGUCAUUUGGAACAGAGAAGGGAAGAAUUUGCCAGGCAGAACGACGUGACAACACUGUGGUUUGGGAUGUGCAUUGUCGCUGGUGGAUUGGUCGUGUGCCUCGGUUCACCGGAGGAUGGCCGUGACGCUGCUGCUGUCGAUGUUGAGGUACUAUUCUCUGGACGGAUAUGGCUUUCCAUCCUUCUUGCUGUAAUCUUGAGCUCUUGUCUCUCUUGUCUCUCUUGUCAAAUACGCUGAUGAUACGAUACUGUAACGAUUCGAAUAUGCCAGCAGGAAACAUCUCUCACGCCACCCCAACCGCCAACUCAACGUCCCAGAUGUAGACAGACCCCGAGCAACAACAAUCCACUGUCAAAAUGCAUGUGACUAUUCAGUUAUUUCUAGAGUGAUGAAUCACAAGAACAGGAAAUCUUUAGGAAUCGGGAGAACCUUUUCCGUGCUUGGUUUCAGAGGCAACAUCCCGUGAACGAUAGGCAUAGAAUUGGAACGAACGACCUCCCUUAGCUAAAGGCGCUUACACCAUCUCCAGUUUAACCAACCAACCACAAACGUUCUUUAGCACGGAUGUCCCCUACAUGUCUCAUUUAGACCCACCGGAUGCGCAGAAAAGGUUGCCCUGUCUGGUCACGCAGAAAGGUUGCCAAGCCUCUUUGCGGCAAGCAUGGAGAAAGUUUUGUUUAUUGUCUAUGUACUGCACCAGCCUUCAUGCAAUCAGGAACGACCAUACCACGCUGACAGCACCGCUUCCCGUCUGCUCAGCGAAGUUAAGCAUUGUCGGGCCAGGUUAGUACUACGGUGGGGGACCACGUUGGAAUCCCUGGUGUUGUUCUUUUUGCUGAACAGCUUGUUGCUUUGCUAACGUUAUGUUGCGACCAUGGAGAUGAAGCACCUACUAGUAUCCUGUGGCGGGGCCCUUUUGCUGUGGUUAGUCUAGCUAGUGAUACCGAUGGCCAGCUCAUGUUGUGUCGCUGUGUGAUGUCUCUAAUAACAUGCUACACGAACGGAGCUUUCUGCCGCGCACCCUCCCACAGUCUCGAGCAAGUGAGGGUCCUAACCCGAUGUUGAACUUCAACUCGCCACGCAUCAACAAAUCUUCCAACCAACAUCCCGACAU